Messenger RNA from Trypanosoma theileri, 465 nucleotides. Its product is annotated as calmodulin. The record is from RefSeq and is a predicted model, not a curated record. NCBI's taxonomy places the organism in Eukaryota, Euglenozoa, Kinetoplastea, Trypanosomatida, Trypanosomatidae. The coding region runs from base 1 to 465 and encodes 154 amino acids. The transcript has a single exon. Gene Ontology annotation, molecular function: calcium ion binding. Gene Ontology annotation, cellular component: cytoplasm.
AUGGCUGAUGCAUUUGAUGAGUUGACUCGUCAGUACCUGAAGCGUCACUAUGAUAUAUUUGAUCGAGACAAAAUUGGACGUGUACCUCUUAGUGAACUUGUCACACUUGUGAGGAUUUGUGGUGGUACACCAACGGAAGCGGAAAUAGAACCUUUAAAAGCUGAAGCUGAUCAAGAUGGACGUGGUUCGAUGAAUUUUGAUGGUUUUUGUCGUGCUAUGAUGUCUGCUUUUAAAAAUAUGAGGACAGCAAGAAAACUUAAGGAGGCGUUUCAAGGGAUAGAUCCAGAAGGAAAAGGGCUACUUUCUCAGCAUGAACUUCGUUACUUUUUAACUACACAAGGGGAUUGCCUAACCACUGAGGAAAUGAACGAGUUUGUAGAGGAAAUGAGGACUGAGAUGGAUAUGGAAGGUAAUUUUGUGUAUUCAGACAUGGUGUAUAAAAUGACCCCUGAAAUGUUUCGUUAA